Aspergillus campestris IBT 28561 is the source of this 1804-nucleotide messenger RNA. Its product is annotated as TLC domain-containing protein. NCBI's taxonomy places the organism in Eukaryota, Fungi, Ascomycota, Eurotiomycetes, Eurotiales, Aspergillaceae. The transcript has 2 exons. Bases 207 to 1364 code for a protein of 385 amino acids. Gene Ontology annotation, cellular component: endoplasmic reticulum; membrane. The record is from RefSeq and is a predicted model, not a curated record. Gene Ontology annotation, biological process: lipid homeostasis.
GUUGUUGUCUUAUAUAUCGUCGAUCCAAUCCUGCCUUGUUUCUCUUUCCCCUCAUUCAGCAUGGCUGGACUCUAGUCCACCUUUCCCUCUUCCCCGCUUACUUAACAAGCGACCCUUCUUGCAUCCUUGUGUUUCCUGCUGGGUGUUUGCUGUGUCACCAUCUACAUCAUCAUCUACCUACCAACCCGUCGGUCUGAACCACCGGCAUGUUGGACCCUAUACCGCCGCCGCCAGCAUGGCUGCGAGACGUCGUCGACCCCUGGGCCCAGCGUGUCAACCUGCCUGGCCUCUCCGAUCACUUCCAUGAGGUUAUCAUCUUUUUCUUAGGCUACCAGUUCAUCCACUCGGUGCUGUCCCCAUGGCUCUCCCCGAUCCUCUUCCCCCACCACUACCCGAGUCUCAACAAGCGCACCAAGCUCAACUGGGACGUCCAUGUUGUCUCUCUGAUCCAGAGCAUCUCCAUCUGCGUCCUGGCUCUGUGGGUCAUGUUCACCGACAAGGAGCGCCAGUCCAUGACCGCCGGCGAGCGCGUCUACGGAUACACAGGUGGCUGCGCUUUGGUGGGAUCCAUGGCUCUGGGAUACUUCGUCUAUGAUCUCAUCAUCAGCACGAUGCAUCUCCGCAUGUUCGGCGUCGGCAUGCUAUUCCACGCCAUCAGUGCCCUCUGGGUAUUCAGCUUCGGCUUCAGACCCUUCGUAAACUACUACUGCCCCAUCUUCAUCCUCUACGAGCUCUCCUCCCCCUUCCUCAACAUCCACUGGUUCCUCGACAAGAUCAACAUGACCGGCAGCAACCUCCAAUGGUACAACGGCAUGGCCCUCCUCUUCACCUUCUUCUCCUGCCGCCUCAUCUGGGGCACCUGGCAGUCCGUCCUCGUCUACAAAGACAUGUGGUACGCCCUGAAACAAACCUGGGACGCCACGGGCGUCUCCGCCCUGACCCCCGUGGACAUCACCACGCAGGUCUUCCAGCUCCGCGACGGCGCCCUCUGCGUCGACGAGGCGUGCGCGCGCGCCGGCGCCGAAAUCUCCAAGUACGCGUCCCACACCGCGGCCGGCGUCCCCACCUGGCUGGUCCUCACCUACGUCGCCUCCAACCUGAUCCUCAACUCGCUCAACUACUACUGGUUCUCGAAGAUGGUUGAGACCGUCCUGAAGCGGUUCCGCCCCGAGAACAAGGACAAGUCCGCCUCCCAGGCCGCCAAGGAGGAUAUUGCGCAGAAGGCCGUGCUUGACGCUGCCACCAAGUUGGAGGAAGAGGAGGGCUCGCUAUAUUUGGGCGAUCAGGCCUCGCAGCAGAAGGUCGCGUCGGGGGUGGAUGCCGCGAGAAGUGAUGAGCUGAAGAAGCGGACUCGGAGGGCCUAACCACUCCCAUCUUCUUCUUUCUUCCCCCUACUCACCCUCUCUCUCUCUCUCUCUCUCAAUCUCGCUCUCUAGCUACUCACUACCUCCGCACCCCUAUAUAUGGCCUGCGGCGUCAGUUCUAGAUAGUGAGUGGGAUGUUAUGUGCCUCUGGCACUACACAAACACAAGAUCUAUUCAUUUUUUUUAUUGAUAUAAUACAAUGAAUCACCGAUGGUCUUCGCAACGACUGGGCUUGCUUCUUCUCCUGUCUCUUUUCCGAAUGAUUGGCAUUUUCUGGUGGUAGAUUUGUUGGUGUGCUGUUUGGAAUGCGGUUAUAGCUAUCAGUAUAAAGCUGUGUUACGGAAGCGACAGUCUGCUUCUUAAUAGUGAGCUGAAGCUGGAGUGCUACGCAGCUUCGAUGCAGAAUAGAGAUAGUAUCUGAACAGUCUGAAUGAAGCAUG